AUGAAUUUUAAGGUCCUACAACGACCCUGGGACCAGUCAAGCAGAAUUUUCUUUGGCACUCCACAUUUUGGCGCCGACAGAAACCAGUGGCUUUCCAUUGCGAAGGCCUUGGGGAAGGUGUCAAGUAAAGCCAAGGGCGAGCCGUCGACCCUGGUCGAGGCCAUGACGCAGAACUCGCGGGGCCUGGUCGACAUCAGCGAGGAUUUCGUCCACGUCGCGCCAAAUUACACCAUCAAGACGGUGUAUGAGACACAAAAAAUGAAAAGCACAGGCCAGCUGGUUGUCCCCAUGAUGAGCACACGCAUGUUUGGUCUCCAACAGGAGGAAAUGCCCAUUGAAGCCGACCACCUCUCCAUGUGUCAGUUCAAUGAUAAAGACCAUCCUGGUUUCGAACUUGUCUGUUCAUUCAUCCGAAAGGUAAUCAAGAAGGUGCCUGAGCCCCGAGUUUCAGAACGGCCGAUUCAAAUGGACCAAACUCCUAAGAUUCGGGUCGGCAACAUCCUGGGCCGGCCGAUCUAUAUCGACACUCCUCCCAUGCACCAGGGGUCCGCCAACCCUACCGGAAACACUCGGAGCAACAUGAAUGGGUUGCCCUCCGUUAUGCCGAGUCACGAACAACCUCUUCUCCCGGACCCUGAAAAUCGCGACCUCAGCACCAAAGCCCAACCGGCGACAGUCCCGUUAGCUCUCCCUACCCCCACCCCACAACCAUUGCGUCUGGACAUGGCAGUUCCUCGUGUGGUUCCCAUUGAGUGGAAAUUAGAGGAUGCGGUUAAGCUACUGCAGAAGGAUAUCCCAGUUCCUCGAGUGGUUCCCGUGGAGUGCGAAUCGGAGAAGGCGGUUAAGCAGUCGCGUUGGUCCCACUUCUCUCGGAUGAUGGGAGGCAGGAUUCGGUACAAGGGGUGA
Molecule: messenger RNA, 906 nt
Organism: Chaetomium globosum CBS 148.51
Lineage: Eukaryota; Fungi; Ascomycota; Sordariomycetes; Sordariales; Chaetomiaceae
Exons: 2
Coding region: 1-906 (301 amino acids)
Source: RefSeq, a predicted model, not a curated record